Messenger RNA from Plasmodium adleri (nom. inval.), 768 nucleotides. Its product is annotated as mitochondrial ribosomal protein L12 precursor, putative. The record is from RefSeq and is a predicted model, not a curated record. Gene Ontology annotation, cellular component: ribosome. Bases 1 to 768 code for a protein of 255 amino acids. The transcript has 2 exons. Gene Ontology annotation, biological process: translation. Gene Ontology annotation, molecular function: structural constituent of ribosome. Lineage: Eukaryota; Apicomplexa; Aconoidasida; Haemosporida; Plasmodiidae.
AUGAAAAGAAAUAAAAUACUUUUAAGAAGAUAUUUCAGCAGUAAUAAUAUUUUUAAUAAAAAUAUAAAAAAUGGACAUACUCAUUUUCUUUAUAAUAAAAUAAGAAAUAAUUUAGUCUUAAAAAAAUAUGUUAGUAGUAGUAUUUUUGAUGUAUUUGAUAAAAUAAAAGAUUCUAAUAAUAAAGAACAUGAUGAAUCAACAGAUGAGAAUGUGAAUAAAAAAAGAAAACCAUCUAAAAAAGUAUUAAAACUUGUAGAUGAAAUUUUAAAUUUAACUUUAAUAGAAGCAGCUGAUUUAUGUGAUUUAUGUCAAGAAAAAUUAGAAGGAAAUCAAAAAUUUAAUAAUUCCUUUUUUAUAAAUAGAAAUCCUUUUCCUCAUCCAUCUAAUUUUUUUGGUGCUAAUCAAAAUAUGUUCCCACCAUCUACUGCACAAAAUGCGAUGAAUUUAAAUCCUAAUGUUGUAAAUGAUCAUACUACAUGUACUACUGAUUCUAUACUUGAUAGUAAAGAAGAAAAAUCAGAAAAAAAAAAAAAUGAAGACAAAAAAAAUACGAAAAGUACAUUCAAUGUAAAACUAGAAAAAUUUGACGUAAAAAAUAAAAUUAAUACGAUUAAAGAAAUUAGAAAAAUUACUAACGUAGGAUUAAAGGAAGCAAAGGAUAUGGUAGAAAGUGCUCCCUUCUACAUACAAAAGAAUGUACCUUCCGAAAAAGCCGAAGAAAUGAAAAAAAGUUUUGAACAACUAGGUGCAACAAUAAUUUUGGAAUAA